This is a messenger RNA of Anopheles gambiae (African malaria mosquito), 559 nucleotides long. RefSeq lists its product as uncharacterized. NCBI's taxonomy places the organism in Eukaryota, Metazoa, Arthropoda, Insecta, Diptera, Culicidae. The transcript has 2 exons. The record is from RefSeq and is a predicted model, not a curated record. Bases 1 to 351 code for a protein of 116 amino acids.
AUGACUAAGUUCGUCUGCGUCGCACUGGUGCUGGCCUGUAUCGCUGUCACGACCGUUCACGGUCAGUUCAGCACAAACGUACAGUGCACCUCGUUCAACGACUGCAUCUGCAAGCUGCCAAAGAUCAUCGGAGCGGUGGCCGGACGUACUGCUACAGCGAACAUUCGCAACCCGGCCAACGGUGAGGCGUACGUGCUGGACCUUUCCCGACCAUCGCAGGCCGUCACCGACUACUGCAACAAGCUGAAGCAGGGACUUAAACCAGCAGUGCCGUUCAAGGCUAUCAAUGCGUCCAAAGUUGCCCAGGUCCAAGCUCUUCUUGCUCAACGUAUGGCUGCAAUGAGAGGUUAACUGGACUGGACGGUUACGUUUUUUCUCGACUCGGAUUAACGGACAAUAUAUGAACGAUGAAUUUUCGGACUAAAUCAGCAAAGCGCCAAAUCAUGACUGAUCAUCGCCAGACCAUCGGCCCGUUAGAUGUUGAAUGCUUCUAAUAAAUUAAUACCAUUGGCAUGGGUUAUUAAAAAAAGAAACUGCUUUGAAUAUCUUACAAACUAAA